This is a messenger RNA of Vanderwaltozyma polyspora DSM 70294, 1734 nucleotides long. It is a transcript of the gene BRF1, whose product is annotated as transcription factor TFIIIB subunit BRF1. The record is from RefSeq and is a predicted model, not a curated record. Gene Ontology annotation, cellular component: transcription preinitiation complex; transcription factor TFIIIB complex; nucleus. Bases 1 to 1734 code for a protein of 577 amino acids. Lineage: Eukaryota; Fungi; Ascomycota; Saccharomycetes; Saccharomycetales; Saccharomycetaceae. The transcript has a single exon. Gene Ontology annotation, molecular function: RNA polymerase III general transcription initiation factor activity; RNA polymerase III type 3 promoter sequence-specific DNA binding; TBP-class protein binding. Gene Ontology annotation, biological process: transcription by RNA polymerase III; DNA-templated transcription initiation; transcription preinitiation complex assembly.
AUGGCUACCGUUUGUAAAGGUUGUAAAGGUACUGACUUCAUUAGAGAAACGUCAAAUGCCAACAAUGAUUUAGUCUGUACCGGAUGUGGUAUGGUGUCUGAAGAUAACCCAAUUGUUUCAGAAGUUACAUUUGGUGAAUCAAGUUCUGGUGCUGCUGUAGUACAAGGUUCUUUCAUUAGUGGAGAUCAAGCUCAUGCUGCAUUUGGUUCUCAUGGUGGUUCAAGUGCUUUAGAAUCUCGUGAAACUACUAUUAAUAAUGCUAGAAGAAAACUUAGAGCAGUCUCCCAUGCAUUAGGUAUUCCUGAAUAUAUCACAGAUGCAGCUCACCAAUGGUAUAAGUUAGCUUUACAUCAAAACUUUGUUCAAGGUCGUAGAUCUCAAAAUGUCAUUGCUUCAUGUUUGUAUAUUGCAUGUCGUAAGGAGAAAACCCAUCAUAUGUUAAUUGAUUUUUCUUCAAGAUUACAAGUCAGUGUUUAUUCCAUCGGUGCCACCUUUUUAAAAAUGGUUAAAAGAUUGCAUAUUACAAAUUUACCUUUGGCGGAUCCAUCCCUAUUUAUUCAACAUUUUGCUGAAAAAUUAGAUUUAGGUGACAAGAAGAUUAAGGUCGUUAAGGAUGCAGUAAAACUUGCUCAAAGAAUGUCCAAAGACUGGAUGUAUGAAGGUAGAAGACCAGCCGGUAUUGCAGGUGCAUGUAUUUUAUUAGCAUGUAGAAUGAAUAAUUUGAGAAGAACCCAUUCAGAAAUUGUUGCUGUAUCCCAUGUUGCAGAAGAAACAUUACAACAACGUUUAAAUGAAUUCAAAAAUACAAAGUCCGCUAAAUUAUCAAUCAAGGAAUUCAGAGAAGGUGAUUCUUCAGAACCGUCAACCCAACCACCAUCUUUUACUAAAAAUAGAAGAAAUGAAAUGAGAAUCAAGGAAAAGUUGAAGAAGGAUGAAUUAUAUGAGACUAGUGAAGAGGCAUUAAGUAAAAAUCCAAUUUUAACACAAGUUUUAGGUGAGCAAGGAUUAUCCUCAAAAGAAGUAUUAUUUUAUCUUGAGAAGUUUUCCAAACAAAGAGAGCAAGUAAGACAUAGAAUAAAAACAACCCAUGGUAUCGAUAAUUCUAAUGUUUUUAGUAGUCAAGACGCACUUGAUGGAGAUAAUAAUAGUAAGAAGAGAAGCGUCGCUGAGAUGGAAACAGACGAAAUUAGUGUCAAUGUGGAUUCCGAUGACGAAGAAGAAGAAGAAAAUUCUAAAUUCCAAGAUCAAAUUGAUGGUUACUCAUUAGAAAAUGAUCCAUAUAGACCAAAAAAUCUUCAUUUAUUGCCUACCACCGAUUCAUUACUGGCCAAAGUAGAAGAUGAUCCUGAUAACCUAGACGACGUUGAUGACGAAGAAUUAGACGCUCAACUUCUAGAUGAAGAAGCCUCAAGAUUGAAAGAAAGAAUUUGGAUUGGGUUAAAUGGUGAUUUCUUAUUAGAACAGGAAAGUAAAAGAUUGAAACAAGAAGCCGAUUUAGCUACAGGUAAUACCUCUGGUAAAAAGAAAAGGAAACCUAGAAAGAAAGUCACCAAAAAGGAAAAUGAUGAAGAAGCAAUUCUUGCUGAAUUAGAUCCAAAUGGAUUACAAGCUGCUUUAAAGUAUGCAGAGGAAAAUGGCGAAUCAACUACUGCCGAUAGUGUUAAAAAUAUGUUACAAAAAGCUAGUUUCUCAAAAAAAAUCAAUUAUGACGCUAUCGAUGGUUUAUUCAAAUAA